ACAAUUUGACUCAGCUGCCAAGUAACUGACCCCUUUUAUUUUAUUUUUAAAUCCACGAAAACACCAUACACAGACAACCCAUCAUCACCCACCUAAUCAUCGUCUUCAAAAAAUCACCACUGAUUCAAUUUUUUUUCAGAUUCAAAUCUAAAAAUUAACACUUUCAGAAACCCUAAUGUAAAAUUAAACUACCCUUUAUGAUAAUCACUACUGCCCAUAAAAAAGAUUCAAUCUUUCCUCCAUUGAAUUCUAGAGAGAGGAAUUUUAGAGAGAGAAAGAAAUGCCAAGCGUGGCUGUAAAGUUAUACAGUGUGUUCUUCAAGUUCUUAUUGAAACACCGAUUACAAAAUCGGAUCCAAACGCCGCUCGAUGGCAACUCAUACGGUGUCACAACCCGACCCGAAGAAUCCGUAUCAGCAUCCAACCCCUCUUUCACCGACGGUGUUGCCACUAAAGAUAUCCACAUAGACCCCUUUACUUCUCUCUCAAUUCGGAUCUUUCUGCCCGAAUCAGCUCUAAAUCCACCUGAUCGGCAGUCCGAUUCAAGAAACCCUAAACCAAAAGUUAAUAAUAAUAAUAACCAAAACCCUCACAUUGUGAGGAGAAAUAGUCUUGAUUACAGUGGAUCAUCGUCCCCGCCGCUGCCGCCAACGACGGUGAAAGCUAGAGAUGAAGCUAGAAGGUAUAGCUACGGUGGUAGUAAUGAUGUUAACAAUGAGUCUUUAAAUAAUGGUGUUUACAGAGGGUAUUCGCCGAAUGUUGAUAAACCAAGGAAAUUGCCUGUAAUGUUACAAUUCCAUGGUGGUGGUUGGGUUAGCGGGAGUAAUGAUUCCGUUGCGAAUGAUUUCUUUUGUCGACGGAUUGCUAAAUUAUGUGAUGUUAUUGUUGUUGCUGUUGGGUAUAGAUUGGCUCCGGAGAAUAAGUACCCGGCUGCUUUUGAAGAUGGAUUAAAGGUUUUGAAUUGGUUAGGGAAGCAGGCUAAUUUGUCUGAGUGUAGUAAAUCUAUGGGGAGUGUUAAAGGUAGUGCAGAGUUUAAGAAGGAUGAUCUCGCUAGACAUAUUGUUGAUGCUUUUGGUGCUUCUAUGGUUGAGCCGUGGCUUGCCGCUCAUGGUGAUCUAUCCAGAUGUGUUUUACUUGGCGUAAGUUGCGGUGCAAAUAUUGCAGACUAUGUGGCUAGAAAAGCUGUAGAGGCAGGCAAGCGUUUGGACCCUGUCAAGGUUGUCGCUCAGGUCUUAAUGUAUCCAUUCUUUAUUGGGAGUGUCCCCACACAUUCUGAAAUAAAGUUGGCAAACUCCUACUUCUAUGAUAAGCCAAUGUGCAUGCUUGCUUGGAAACUCUUCCUGCCAGAGGAAGAGUUCAGCCUGGACCAUACAGCCGCCAACCCUUUGGUCCCUGGCAGGGAACCUCCAUUAAAACUCAUGCCCCCAACACUUACAGUGGUGGCAGAACAUGACUGGAUGAGAGACCGAGCCAUUGCUUACUCUGAGGAGCUGAGAAAGGUGAACGUGGAUGCACCUGUUCUUGAAUAUAAGGAUGCAGUUCAUGAAUUUGCAACUCUUGACAUGCUUUUAAAGACACCUCAGGCCCAGGCAUGUACCGAGGACAUUGCUAUCUGGGUCAAGAAGUACAUUUCACUACGAGGCCAUGAGUUUUCGUACUGAGGGUAUAGCAGUUUAAGAAAAAAAAGUUGUACAAGAGGGCAUCAUCUGUCUGUAUCAUGUUACACAACGAGAGUACUUUGUUUGGAGAUUACGCGGGACUGCAUAUGACGGGAUAUAUAAUUAUUUCAUUGGUUGUUUCUGGGUAAUGUAGCUGCUGGGUUUUUACUCAUUUUUCCUUGUUGACAACUUGACCUGUCGAGUUCCUUUUUGUAAAAUAUAGAACUUUUCUGAGAUUAGGAUUAGUUAUCUUGUCGGAUGAAAUUACCUUCUGUUCGAGUUUGUGCCACAUUCAGACAUUCUCGAUGGAAAUUUUUUUACCUGUGUAUCAAAAUGUAUUAUGCUCCCGAACAGAGUUAAAUCAAUGAAAUUUUCUUUACUUGUUUUU
Molecule: messenger RNA, 2045 nt
Organism: Mercurialis annua (annual mercury)
Lineage: Eukaryota; Viridiplantae; Streptophyta; Magnoliopsida; Malpighiales; Euphorbiaceae
Product: probable carboxylesterase 11
Exons: 2
Coding region: 281-1660 (459 amino acids)
Molecular function (GO): hydrolase activity
Source: RefSeq, a predicted model, not a curated record